AAACAAAAAGAAAAAUCUCAAAAAGUUAGUUGGGGAGGGCAAACCGAAAGAUUAAAGAAAGAAAAGGAAAAGCUCUCGCUGUGGAAGAACAAAAACAUUAAAGAAGCUUUGAUCCUAAGCGAUCUCAUUCGUUUACUUCUCCUUCGACUUCUUCUCCAUCAUCAACCUUUUCUGGUUGGAAGAGAGAUGGAUAAGGUGAAGAGUCUGUUGAAACCCAAGCCAAACCCACAGCAGCAAUUGAGGGAUUGGCAGAGACGACUCAGGCAAGAGUGCCGCAACAUCGAACGCCAAAUUCGAGAUGUGCAGAGAGAGGAGAAAAGUGUACAGAAAGCGAUUAGAGAAGCUGCAAAAAGAAACGACAUGGUCUCAGCGAAGGCACUUGCUAAGGAAAUUGUGAGAUCAAGAAAAGCUGUGAACCGUCUUCAUGAGAAUAAGGCACAACUGAAUUCAAUUGCAAUGCAUCUGGGAGAAAGUGUUGCUAUUGCUCGAACAGUGGGUCAUUUAUCAAAGAGUGCAGAGGUCAUGAAACUUGUCAAUAACCUAAUGAAGGCUCCUGAAGUUGCUUCUACAAUGCAAGAAUUUAGUAAAGAAAUGACCAAGGCAGGGGUGAUUGAAGAGAUUGUGAAUGAUGCUGUUGACACUGCAUUGGAUUCAGAAGAUAUAGAAGAGGAGACAGAAGAAGAAGUUGACAAGGUUUUGACUGAACUUGCUGGUGAGACUGCUGCACAGCUCCCAGAAGCUGUCAGGAGAGAGAGGGUAAAGCAACCUGCACAGGCAGCAAGAGCUGCGCAGGAGGAAGAACCUAUAGCUGAGGGGGUUGAUGAUGAAGAAGAACUUGAAGAGAUAAGGGAAAGGCUCGCCAGAGUGAGGUCAUAACUGGCUAUAUCCACAUUGAGUUUGUAUUUUAUUAACUUAGGUCAAGCUGUUGUUCAGUUGGAAGGCAAUGCCUUCCCCAGUUGUUGGAACAAGUAGGCAAUCCCAGCUUACCAAACUAUUAGAGAAAAUAUUAAAUGUAAAAUCUGUAUGAUAACUUUGUCUAUGUUUAUGCUAUAAUUUAGCUAAAUCUUUUUCCCUUUU
Molecule: messenger RNA, 1077 nt
Organism: Nelumbo nucifera (sacred lotus)
Lineage: Eukaryota; Viridiplantae; Streptophyta; Magnoliopsida; Proteales; Nelumbonaceae
Product: vacuolar protein sorting-associated protein 24 homolog 1-like
Biological process (GO): vacuolar transport
Source: RefSeq, a predicted model, not a curated record